Medicago truncatula (barrel medic) is the source of this 1098-nucleotide messenger RNA. Its product is annotated as nodule lectin. The transcript has a single exon. The coding region runs from base 33 to 899 and encodes 288 amino acids. Gene Ontology annotation, molecular function: carbohydrate binding. Lineage: Eukaryota; Viridiplantae; Streptophyta; Magnoliopsida; Fabales; Fabaceae. The record is from RefSeq and is a predicted model, not a curated record.
AUUCAUAACUUGGUAUCAAACUUUACAGUACCAUGGCUUUUUAUCACACAAAUCUUCCAACUCAUGAACUUGUUCUAGGCUUGAUAUACACAAUUUUCUUCCUCUUGCUAGCAACAAAUAUAAACUCAGGACAAGCACUUUCCUUCAAUUUCACCAAGUUCAAUCCUAAUGCUCAUACAUUUCCUCCUGGUAUAAAAUUCCAAGGGGAUGCUGAGGUAUCAAUCAAUGGAACCAUAACACUAACUAAGCGUUUAGAACUUCCUCCAGAUACAACUAAACCAAGUACAGGUCGUAUCUUAUCCAGACCUUUGUCCCUUGACAAUCUUGGUAGCUUUGUCACUUCUUUUUCUUUCGAAAUCGCAGAGAACCCCGGACAUCAACUAACUGAUGGAUUGAUCUUCUUUAUUGCACCACAAGACACUGUGAUUCCACCCAAUUCAGAAAGUCAAUAUUUUGGAGUAGUUGAUUCAAAGAAUGCUUACAAUCAAUUUGUUGGUGUAGAGUUUGACCUUUAUCCCAAUAGUUUUGAUCCCUAUAUUUACCAUAUUGGAAUCGAUGUCAACUCUAUAAUUUCGACCAAGAUCGUGGAAUGGGAUUGGGAAUGGGUGAGUGAAUCAUUGAAUCAAGUAAGUAUAGCCUAUGACUCUCCCUCUAACACAUUGAGUGUUGUUGUCAUACAUGCCAAUGGCAAAAUUGUUACCAUUGCUGACAUAGUUGAUUUGAAAACUGUGCUCCCCAACACGGUUAGGUUUGGUCUAUCUGCUGCUUCAGUAACUGGUAUAGCACAUGAUAUCCAUUCAUGGUCAAUUAGCACUUCAGAAUUGAAAACAACUACAAGCAGCGCAUCAAACAACUCUUUAUUUCUAAAUAAAGACCCUGCUAGUAAGCAGCUUGUGUGACCUAUACGGGAUUUCGUUUUAAAAUAAAGACCAUGUUUGAGUUAAUUAAUUUCUCUUACAUGCUAAAUGUUUGGUCUACAACUAUGCAUCUAUCAUUUGUUAAAUACAAUUGUACUUCCUCUGUGGUUUGGAUCCACCACUUGUACUUUUCUUUGCUUUUCAUCAAUAAAAUUUCAUUUUGCUGCUAGAAAACAAUUAU